Xyrauchen texanus (razorback sucker) is the source of this 2781-nucleotide messenger RNA. RefSeq names its product prostacyclin synthase-like. The transcript is spliced from 10 exons. Gene Ontology annotation, biological process: prostaglandin biosynthetic process. Gene Ontology annotation, molecular function: monooxygenase activity; heme binding; prostaglandin-I synthase activity. The coding region runs from base 1 to 1440 and encodes 479 amino acids. Lineage: Eukaryota; Metazoa; Chordata; Actinopteri; Cypriniformes; Catostomidae. The record is from RefSeq and is a predicted model, not a curated record.
AUGAUAUGGACUGCCCUUCUCUUGCUGCUGCUGCUUGGACUCGCCGUUUUAUUUGUGUACACAAGGCGUACGCGGCGAAGAAAUGAACCUCCUCUUGAUAAUGGAAUAAUCCCGUGGCUUGGACAUGCAUUUGAGUUUGGAAAAGAUAGCGCUAAAUUCUUAACCCGGAUGAAGCAGAAACACGGAGACAUUUUUACAGUGUGUGCGGCCGGACACUAUGUCACUGUUCUGCUGGAUUCAAACUGCUAUGAUGAUGUCCUGUCAGAUACAAUCUCCCUUGACAUGACCGCCUACAGUCAGCUUCUAAUGAAGAGAAUCUUCAACCUACAUCUUCCCAACCACAACCCAAUAUCGGAGAGGAGGAGAGCAGAAAUGCACUUUCAGGGAACCAGUCUGACACAGCUCUGUAGCUCAAUGCACAACAACUUCAACUUGCUCAUGACCUCUCCAGAAAUAGGCCUGAACGACUGGAAAAAAGAGGGACUCUUCAGUUUUUGUUACAGCUUACUCUUCAAGGCUGGCUAUCUCACUGUGUCUGGCAAAGAGAAGUAUGACAGUGUAGAGCUGACAGAAAUUUACAAGGAGUUUCGCCGGUUUGACAAGAUUUUGCCUAAACUGGCACGAUGUACAACAAACAAAGAGGAGGACAAAGUUGCAAAUUCAGCGCGAGAGAAGCUGUGGGAACUGCUGUUUCCAUCAUGUUUGGACAGAAAGGAAGAACAACAGUCAUGGUUGCAGAGUUACAAACAGCACCUUCAGGAGGAAGGCCUAGAUGCCGAGACUCAGAGAAGAGCAAUGCUACUCCAACUAUGGGUCACACAGGGAAACGCUGGCCCAGCGGCAUUCUGGGUACUAGGCUUCAUGCUCACCCACCCUGAAGCUCUGAGGGCAGUUAGAGAGGAAAUCAGAGGAGUACAGCACCUCCCUCUGGAAAAGAGAGAGAAACACACGCCAGUGUUUGAUAGUGUUCUUAGUGAGACACUGCGUCUAACUGCAGCUGCGCUCAUGACUAGAGAAGUGGUGCAAGAUAAGAAGGUUUGUUUAAGCAACGGGCAAGAGUACCAGCUCAGACAGGGUGACCGACUGUGUGUAUUCCCCUACCUCAGCCCUCAAAUGGACCAACAGAUCCACCAACAGCCAGAGAAGUUCAAGUUUGACCGCUUCCUUAAUGCAGACAGGACAGAGAGGAAAGACUUCUUUAAGGAAGGGGUAAGGGUGAAAUAUCCCACCAUGCCCUGGGGGACAAAAGACAAUAUAUGUCCAGGACGCCAUUUUGCAGUUAGUGCUAUUAAAGAGUUUGUGUUAAUGGUCUUGACACGAUUUGACCUGGAACUGUGUGACAAGAAUGCCACCAUGCCAUUGGUAGAUGCCAGCAGGUAUGGCUUUGGCAUGUUACAACCUGGAGAAGAUCUAGAGAUCCUUUACAGAAGAAGGACUUGACAGAAAUAACUAGCCAAAUCUGAUCAGAACUGUAUAGAUAACAAUAAUUUGUAUUUAUUUUUUUCAACGAAUGUCUUGUUUAUGUAUUGUUUUUAAAUGUUGAAAUGUCUUGGUUAUUUUUUGCAAUAAUAAAUAUUGCUUUUUUUUUUGAAGCAUCAGAGUCUGAUGUACAGUUUGCCAUUCUGAUAGUAUACAAAAGAGAUAUUAGAAGAGAUAUAGCACUCUUUACUUCUUGCCAGAUUUUUAAUGUUCUGAUUGAGGGAGACCUUAGAGACCCAAAUGCCUCUUUAAUAAAGUAUCACAAAAAAACAUACUUAAGGGAGAGUUCACCCAGAAAUCAAAAUUCUCUCAUCAUUUACUCACCCUCAUGCCAUCCCAGAUAUGUAUGACUUUCUUUAUUCUGCAUAACACAGAAGAAGAUUUGUAGGAAAAUAUUUUAGCUCUGUAGGUCAAUACAGUGCAAGUAAAUGGUGACCAGAUCUUUCAAACUCCAAAAAUCACAUAAAGGCAGCCUGUUGUGCGUGAAAAUCCCAGGAGACCAUCAGUUACAGAAAUACUCAAACCAGCCUGUCUGACAUCACAUUUUUUCCCCAUUCUGAUGGUUGAUGUUUACAUUAACUGAAGAUCCUGAUGCGUAUCUGCAUGAUUUGCAUAAGCAUAAGCAUAGCACUGCUGCCACAGAAUUGGCUGAUAAUCGUAUGGAUAAGUAGGUGUAUAGAUGUUCCUAUUAAACUGCUGAGUGACUGUAUGUCUUCAGAAGUGAUAUAACUGGUGUGGGUGAGAAACAGAUCAAUAUUAAAAUAAUGUUUACCGUAAAUCUCCACUUUAACUUUCACAUUCUGAACAUUUAUUAAACCACUGGAGGGUUAUGGAUUACUUUUAUACUGCCUUUAUGUGACUUUUGAAACUUGAAAACUCUGGUCACCAUUCACUUGCUUUGUAUGGACCUACAGAGCUGAGAUACUGUAUUCAUCUAAAAAACUUUUUUUUGUGUUCAGCAGAAGAAAGAAAGUUACACACAUCUGGGACAGAAUGAAAGUGAGUAAAUUAUGAGAGAAUUUUCAUUUUUGGGUGAACUAUCCCUUUAACACUGAAGCAUCAGGGUAACACUUCAUAACUUUCCCUAAUCUAAUGAGAAUGGACUGUCAACGAAAUAUCAACUUAAUAAAACAUGGUUCAUAUGUGCCCCACGUUACUUGUUUGGAGUCUCAGAGAUACCAUGUAUAAAACAUGAAUAAAUGCAAGGGUGUAGGUUUGGUUUGAAAGAUGGUAGGGACAUAUUGCGAGGAGGAUGAUUUCAAAAUGUUACACCCUUACCUGACAGUUGUUCAUAUUCAUAUG